Molecule: messenger RNA, 1468 nt
Organism: Magallana angulata
Lineage: Eukaryota; Metazoa; Mollusca; Bivalvia; Ostreida; Ostreidae
Product: globin-like
Exons: 4
Coding region: 352-852 (166 amino acids)
Molecular function (GO): oxygen binding; heme binding
Source: RefSeq, a predicted model, not a curated record
CACAAUUCCCGGAUGAUUGACAGCCAGGCAAUCCAGACACUACAUAGACAACAUAAUUUACUAAUAAUCAGUUAUUUCAAUGUAGGUCAAUUGACUUUGAUAUAUAAACGUCCUGAGUGCACGAUUCUCUAGUGGAUAAUAUUGGUUGAACUCUCGUCUUCUUCCGAGAAGAACUAAAAAGAAAGAGAGGAGAAAACCACAUUCCCACGGCUGUACGGUCUUAGCGGAGCUAACAGGGCCCCGGGACGUCCGAAGCUUUUACCUGGGAUUUUUUAUUUACCUAAAUUGGUCUACCCAGUACACCUGAGAUCUGUCGGUGUAUGCACGUACAGUGAAACACAGAUAGAGAAAAUGACCGAAAACAACAACACAAAAGACCCGGUUACUGGGUUAACGGAAGAGGAAGUGAUUGCAGUCGAAGACAGCUGGAGCAUGCUCUAUCGCAGAGAGCACCGGAAGGAGAACGGCGUCAAACUCUUUAUGAAUUUGUAUUCACUUCAUCCAGCAACAAUAGCGAAAUUCCCACUGUUCAAGGGUAAAACACUAGAGGAAAUUUCUAAGCAUCCGAAACUUCCAGCGCAUGCGAUGUCCGUCAUGUACGCCUUGGCCUCGUACAUUGAUAACUUACACGAUACCGAUCUUCUAGUGGAGCUCGUCAAGAAAACAGCGGUCAGCCAUAUUGGACGUGGAGUGGGCUCGGAAUACUUUAAGCUGCUUUCUGACGUAGUUCCGGCGUGGAUGAAAGAGGUUCUGGAGGAGGAAUGCACCCCCUUAAUGCUGUCCUCCUGGGGAAAACUUCUCGGUAUUGUCGUGGCAGUAGUGAGCGGGGAGGAGCAAAACAUGACGUCAUAAUGGUUCCUGUGACGCGUUUCCGUCGUAAAAAAAGGGUAUAAAAACUUGGCACAAAUUCAGGGAUCCUGAACCUCAGGAUAUGUCCGUAUCUAUUAAAAGUAACACGCGUUUGAUUUGAAACUUCUGAGAGUCCCACGUGUUCAUUUGAUUGUACAUGUACAAAGAUAUAAACAUGUCAGUAUGAUAUGUAAUCAUCGUUCUAGACAUAUUUCUGUAUAAUAGUCUAGUGAUGACUUAUUCAUUUGCCUGUGUUGUACUACUGUAUAUUGAUUUACAAGGUAUUUGAAUGGGAAGAGUAUUCUACGUAUUUCUUUGACGCAUUAAUAUGUAUCUCUUCACCUGAUAACCAGUCUUGAACAAUACGUCAUUAUCUAUAAUAUGACAUGUCUUGCAUCAAAUUUCCACCAACAUUAGAUCAUUUUUAAGAAAGUAUUUUUCAGAACUCGUUGUUGGUUUUAAUUUUUGUUAUGUUAUGUGUCUUUAGUUUUUGAGUGUAUAUCAGUUUUUGUAGAUUGAACGAUGAAUUGAGUUUUAUAUAAUGAUAAACUUCCAGUCUUGUUAACCAAGUGUAGACUGGUUUACUGUACAUUUACGAGUAAUAAACGUAUAAUGGUUA